Molecule: messenger RNA, 2499 nt
Organism: Corylus avellana
Lineage: Eukaryota; Viridiplantae; Streptophyta; Magnoliopsida; Fagales; Betulaceae
Source: RefSeq, a predicted model, not a curated record
GGCCACAUGCACGACAUUCCAGCCAACCAUGCACGAAUUUCUCUCACUACUCCUCUCUUCCCUCUCAUUGGAGCUGUCCAUCUAAAGAGGUUCCACCUAGGAGGGGACACUUCUUUAAUCAUGUGUCAAGAGUAUAAAGCUGGGGCUUUAUUUAUGGUAUGGUAGCCAGAACACAGAAGUCCGACCAAGGUAGAAAGUAGUACAGUAAGGUGUUGAGAAGCAGGUAGAGGGAUUGGGAAUUUUGGCUGGAAGAGGGCCUGUUUUUUCAUCAUGGGUAGGCGCCAAGAGGGAACAAUUACGAGCAAGAAAUGUAUGGAAGCAUCACCAAUCAUGAAGUUAAGGAGAAGAUCAAGAUGUCCCCAAUUGUCUGCAGCAGUUAUCGUAGUCGCUUAAUCAGCCCUUUGUUGCUGCUGAGUGCUUGGCUCCCUCAUGACAAAGAACCAUAUCUCCACAAAGAGGACAAAACACAGUCAAUGUCAACUUCUGAAGAUUCACAAAUUCAAUCUGGCUGCCCUAUCUGUUCGGGCAACAACAGUUGCCAAACAGUUCGUUCAAGAACAAAAUUGAUGAGUGUUCUGAUAGAAAAAAGGAAGCCUCAAGAAGCCCAUGCUGUCUUCAACAGUAUUACAGAAGGCGGACAUAGGCCGACUCUUAUAACAUAUACAACUCUUGUAGCUGCCUUGACCCUGCAAAAGCGUUUCAAGUCUAUUCCUUCACUCAUAUCUAAAGUGGAAGAGAAUGGUAUGAAGCCCGAUUCAAUCUUCUUUAAUGCCAUGAUCAAUGCUUUCUCUGAAUCUGGAAAAGUUGAGGAAGCCAUGAAAAUCUUUCACAGAAUGAAGCAGAGGGGUUGUAAGCCCACAACCAGCACUUUCAAUGCCCUAAUUAAAGGGUAUGGAAUUGCAGGUAAGCCUGAAGAAUCUUUGAAACUGUUAGAGCUAAUGUCGAAGGAAGAAAACAUGAAACCCAAUGACAGGACCUAUAAUAUUCUUGUUAGAGCCUGGUGUAAGAAGAAGAACAUUACGGAAGCAUGGAAUGUGGUAUAUAGGAUGGUGGCAUCUGGUGUGCAACCUGAUGUUGUCACCUACAACACUUUAACAAGGGCUUAUGCUCAGAAUGGGGAGACGAGGACGGCUGAAGGGAUGAUACUGGAGAUGCAGAGAAACAAAGCAGGGCCUAAUGAGCGUACUUGUGGUAUAAUUAUUGAUGGGUAUUGUAAAGAAGGUAAUAUGACAGAAGCCCUGAGGUUUGUGUAUAGAAUGAAGGAUAUUGGCGUACAUCCCAAUCUUGUUGUUUUCAACUCGCUUAUCAAAGGAUUUCUAGACAUUAAAGACAGUGAUGGAGUUGAUGAGGCACUGACAUUGAUGGAAGAAUUUGGGGUCAAACCAGAUGUGAUAACAUUUAGCACCAUAAUGGAUGCAUGGAGCUCAGCCGGGCUCAUGGACAAGUGCCAGGAGAUCUUCAAUGACAUGAAGCAGGCUGGCAUAGAACCUGACAUCCAUGCAUUUAGCAUUCUUGCCAAAGGAUUUGUGCGCGCUGGGGAGCCUGGGAAGGCGGAAUCACUCCUGACUUCCAUGGGCAAAUCUGGCGUACACCCAAAUGUUGUAAUCUUCACUACCAUCAUCAGUGGGUGGUGCAGUGCUGGUAAAAUGGAGCGUGCUUUUAGAUUUUAUGAAAAAAUGUGUCAAAUGGACAUUCCCCCCAAUUUGAAAACUUUUGAGACCUUAAUAUGGGGAUUCGGAGAAGCAAGACAACCAUGGAAAGCAGAAGAAUUGCUCCAGAUUAUGGAAGAGAAGGGUGUGGUUCCUAAAAAGACCACCAUCCAGCUUGUUGCGGAGGCUUGGCGUGCCAUUGGUUUAGUGAGCGAAGCCAUGAGAGUUUUGAAUUACUCCGAAAGAGAAUGCAGAGUUGUACAAAAUCCUAAGAAGGGUGAGAUACCAGAGGAGAGUUUGAGGAUUCACAAGAAACAAAACGUUAGUGCUGCUUAUUCUAAUCUUUUGCAUAUACCUGGAGUAGUUGCAGCUAAUCAAAACGGGUCAUCUAUGGCUAACAUAAGAAGCAGGCUGGUGCUAAAAGGAUCUGAGAUUUCAUCUGAGAGUAUGAGGAAUGUUACUAUUUCCAUGGUUCUUGCUCGUUCUUAUGCAUUUGGUGUGCAACCAAUGAUUAUAUGUAGGAAGCAGCUCCAGAGUCAGGUCGGGAUAUGCAGACAUUUUGUAAAUACAUGUGGAGCAGUGUUCAUAAACUGAUGAGCAAGAUUCUAUUUGGUGGCUGUGGUGAUCCUAUCUUCCACCCUGUGUAACUAGAUUCUAUUUGGUCACUCUAACUGAGGUGUGCUGAACUGCCGAAAAUUAUUUCUGCAGGAAGCUAGACAUACUACAUUUACGUUCAUUUCUUUGGGAAUGUAUCUGCUUACCAUUAAAUGUAUUAUAAAUCAGACCUAAACAAUUAUACUUACCAAUUUUUUCAUUAGUAAUGAAAAACUUGUUACUGUGAAAAACAGAG